AUGCUGCAUGACCCUCAUGAUCACACGGCUAAUAACAAAAGCAUGAAUGAAUCGUGUUCAGCUUUUGGAAGGCCGUACCCAAGUGUAAUUUCGGACCCGACGCAUAUAGCUUCUGAAAGCACGCGCGUCGAACAAAUUGGGAAUAAAAAAAGAAUAGUGGAUGUUACUAAUAAUCUACCUAGUACUGGAAGUAUGGUGUAUCCUAUGCAGCUUCUCAGCAUUGGAAAGACACAAUUAUUUGAUGGAAAAAAUCAAGUUUGCUCUAUUGCAAGCAAAUGCAUUAAUUUUGGUGUCCAAACUUCUGCUGGAUUAGUGAAUAUUGGUGUUAAUGCCAAUGAAGUCGAAGAAAUACUAUUCUGUGAACCACUGAGAAUAAUAUUUUUUUCCUUACGUGAAGCUUGCAUGAAACAUAUUUCCAAUGCCCUGGGUGUUGUGCCCAUUAAAGAUGUGGAGAGAAAAACUCGUGUCGUAGUAGUUUUGGCUGAGAAACCUCUUCGGGACCCAUACGAAUGUUCUCUUGAGCCCCGAUAUAUAACGGCACUGCAAUUAGAGGGCUUCUGUACUAAUGUUCGUGUUUCUGGUGGUUUAGCCAUGAGUGAUAUUAAGCCUUCAACUGCUCAGAGUAUUCUAACCAGUUAUGGUUUGCGUCUUAAUUUUUCGCAAUCAGCAAAUGAAGCCAAGCGAGAUUCGAUUCCCCUAAUAUUCCCGGAGGCUGCGGUGUAUUCUGUUCCUGGAUCCGAACCUGCCCCAUUUCCCAAACCCUUAACGGCCUCUACCCUCCCUUUAGCCCAAAAUGUGGGCAACGUAGCAGAAGUAGUGAGUUUAUGUGACGAUUCGGAUGAUGAAUGCAACGAUGUCGUUAAAGCUCCGCCUUCAAUAGUCUCUAGAGGACGAGUGUCUCCUUCUCCUGAACGAGUCGUCGCUAAUGGAACCCGCAAUUCCACUGGCUUCAACUAUAGGCCCCCUGGUUCAAAAGACUCCAUUUUUUUGACCUACGCUGAUAUUGAGUGUCUCGCUCCUGGAAUGUUUGUCAAUGAUACAAUCAUAAACUUUUACUUGAAAUACCUCUACUUUGAACAAUUUUCCGACCAACAGCGGCAUUCUACCCAUCUGUUCAAUUCCUUCUUCUAUUCUAAACUUUGCGCAGCCCAUCCCGAAACUAAUUCAAAUGAUGAAGAGCGAGAGGUUGUUAUGGCUCGACACAAGGCUGUAGCUACCUGGACAAGACGUUCGGACAUUUUCACUAAAGACUACAUAAUAAUUCCGAUUAAUGAGAACCUUCACUGGUUUUUGGGUCUCGUUUGCUAUCCCUGGAUGGUUGGCAUGGUUAGCUACAAUAAACUAUACUCGGAAUACAACUAUGACCAAUGUCAACUCGUUCCCGACUUUGCCGACACCACUUUCGAUCCCAAUUUGGGAGAUAUUGGAAAUGAGGAAAUCAGGGUUCUUCCUACAGAUGCUCAGGCAGAGGCGUUCAAUCGAUGGAGGCGCAGGCGCUUGGCAUGGUUGCGUAAAAGGGGAAUUAAUGCAAUGCCCUGCAUUCUUCUAUUUGAUUCCCUCGCUUCUCAGCAUCGUGUUGGGAAUUUGCAUAAAAUCCGAAGCUAUCUCCAAGCAGAAUGGGAUGUGCGAAGGAGUGAACGUGAUGGUGAGAUGGUUUUCAAUAAGGACACGAUCCGCGGGUUCAGUCCUCGAGUUCCUGGACAAGGAAACUUAGUGGAUUGUGGAAUUUUCCUUUUACACUAUGUGGAAAUGUUCUUCAAGAGGCCUGUGAAAAGCUAUACUCGUGAAUACUUCCAGAACGAGAUGAGCCGAUGGUUUGAGAGCGAUAUGUUGGGCAAGAAGAGGUCGGUCAUCAAUAAGCUAAUUGAUCAGCUCUCACAACGAACUGGUGCUCAAAGGGACUCCUUGGAAGCCCUUCAGUAG
This is a messenger RNA of Rodentolepis nana, 1923 nucleotides long. Lineage: Eukaryota; Metazoa; Platyhelminthes; Cestoda; Cyclophyllidea; Hymenolepididae. The record is from the annotation of a GenBank genome assembly.